AUGUCGACGGUAGAAGGAGCCGGGCAGCGCGAGGAAGGGGAGUACGGAAGGGCGGCAAAGCGUCUGAAAACGGAGGAGAGGGAGAGAGAGACGGAGGCGGAGGAGAGAGAGGAGGGGGAAGAGGAGCUGGAGGAGGGGGAGGAUUCGGACUCCGGCUCGCUACCCGGUAACGGAGAGUCAGCGGUGGACAACCGGGCCCGGUGGAGCGCCAACCAAUACGGAGCAGGACGGAGGGAUAACAGUGAAGACUCCCAUCGCAUCUCUCCCAGCCCAGUGGUCCAUGUCAGGGGUCUGUGCGAGGCCGUGGUGGAAGCAGACCUGAUAGAUGCUCUGGAGAAAUUUGGACCCAUAUGCUAUGUGAUGAUGAUGCCAUUCAAGCGGCAGGCCCUGGUGGAGUUCUCUGCAGUGGAGAGUGCUGACCGCUGUGUGUCCUGUGGAGCCAAGGAGCCUGUAUACAUCGCAGGUCAACAGGCGUACUUUAAUUACUCCACGUCCAAGAGAAUCACCAGGCCGACCAACGCUGACAACCCCAACAGUGGCAACAAAGUCCUCCUGCUGUCCAUACAGAAUCCCCUCUACCCUAUAACCACGGAUGUUCUCUACACAGUGUGUAACCCGAUCGGCAGUGUCCUGAGGAUCGUUAUCUUUAAACGAAAUGGAAUCCAGGCCAUGGUGGAAUUUGAGUCCGUUCAGUGUGCACAGAAGGCCAAAGCUGCUCUGAACGGGGCUGACAUCUACGCUGGUUGCUGUACACUCAAGAUUGAAUAUGCAAGGCCAACACGUCUGAACGUGAUCAAGAACGAUAACGAGAGCUGGGACUACACCAAACCAUACCUGGUCAGACGAGACCGUGGAAAGGGCAGACAGAGACAGGCCAUUUUAGGAGAACACCCAUCAUCCUACAGUGAUAACGGCUAUGGUCCACCCUGCCCUCUGCUGCCUCUGCCUGGCAACAGCAGGUACAAGCUCACCUCAGUGGACGUUCCAGACAUGGUGUCUUACCCUCUGCCCCAGUCAUCAUCCUCAUACUCCGGCCACGCUCCCAGCUCUGUUGCCAUGGUGAGCGGCCUCCAUCCAUCCAAGAUGAACUGCACCCGCAUCUUUAACCUCUUCUGCCUCUAUGGAAACAUUGAGAAGGUGAAGUUUAUGAAGAGUGUUCCUGGUACAGCCUUGGUAGAGAUGGGAGAUGAGUAUGCUGUGGACAGAGCCAUCACACACCUCAACAGCAUCAAGGUGUUUGGCAAGAGGCUCAACGUCUGUGUGUCUAAGCAGCACGCAGUGAUCCCCAGUCAGGUGUUUGAGUUAGAGGACGGCAGCAGCAGCUACAAGGACUUUGCCAUGACCAGGAACAACCGCUUCAGCAGCGCCGGACAGGCGUCCAAAAACAUCAUUCAGCCUCCGUCUGCAGUGCUCCACUACUACAACGUUCCUCCAUGCAUAUCACAGGACCAUUUACUGAGGCUGUGCACAGAGCAUGAUGUGCCCGGCUUCGUCAAAUUCAAGAUGUUUGAUGCCAAACCUUCCUCUAAGACCAUCUCUGGUUUGUUAGAGUUUGACAGUAAGACGGAGGCUGUGGAGGUUCUUACUGUUCUCAACCACUACCAGAUCCGAAUACCCAAUGGCUCCAACCCAUACACCCUGAAGCUGUGCUUCUCCACCUCGUCUCAUCUAUAAAAAGUUGUAGAGCACAAGAAGAGGCUGCUGAGCCAGAUGAUGGCUGACUUGGCCGACACUAGAGAGGGACCAUGAGGGACGAGUGGAGGAGAGACAAACACAGACUGAGACACAGAUAACCCUUUAAAGGUGGUAAAGAAGAUGGAUAGAAAAGUAUUAAAGAGAGAGAAGGCUGUCUCUGUAUCCAAACUGAACAUCAGACCCACGCCCAACAUCCACCCAUCCAAUGAAAUGCUGGCAGAGCAGAGACUAUCGGAAGUGUUUCUAUCAUCAUGUUGGACAUCUGGAGGACACUGCUCACAAGGCUUACACAGACAGAGAGACAGGAAUCUACCGUACUGUCCUCCUCAGUGUUAGUCACAAAUCUCUUACAUCAUCACCAUCUGUGACUGAGAUAUUAUUUUAAACGUUUAAACAAUGGAUAAAUACAGUGUGUUGUUUUGAACAUGUACAGUGGACGUCGAUAUGAUUUUAACAAGUUCUCCUUGAUUAGUGCUAUGUGAACUUUUUGCCUGGCAGUGAGGCUGAAGGUCAGAGGUGUCACUCCACUUUGGACCAAACUGAGAUAUUCAACACUGACCAGUUGUUAGGUUUACUGUGGGUAUUCAUGGUCCCCCGAGGAGACCUGACCUUUCCCUACUGCCAGCACACAGCCAACACUUGCUCUGUGACAUGGUAACUGGAAAACUAAUGGCAGGGUUUCUAUGAAUAUUCAUGUUUCCAAGAAGAUUCUAUUAAUGUUUUUUAAAGGUGCUGUCGCUUCUUAAGGCCCUCGUUCAGCUUUCCCACCAUCACCAAAUGUUCUAACAGACACAAGAACUUUAAUGGGCAGAUUGUGAAAUUUACUGAACAUAUUCUUUGUUCUCAGAGGAUAACCUCCUUACAUUUGGACCUUCUACAAUCUUCCUUUUAGCGCCAACAUCAGGCCAAAAUAUCAUCUUUGCACACAAGAUAUUUGAUGAUGUCACUGGCAGAUUGCCAUGAAAACCCCUCGUUCCAAAAGAGAUGGACUUCUGCUGAGGUGAAAAGAAUAACAAAGUUCUGAUGCUGUAUUUUGUUCUGUCUCUCAAAUGAUGUGCUGGACUGAUGCAGAAUCAGAAGAGUGUAAAAAAACAACAUUGGUGUUUCUUCCACACUGCGCCGCUCUUCACAUUGUACAUGCUUAAUGUCAGUUUCACUUAAUAUAAUAAUGAUAGAUGUCACACAUGUCACUUCCUCUUGUCUGUGGCCCAUUUUGUGUUUGAAUGGAAAUGAAUCGUCCAUUCCACAAAUCCAGUACAUGGGCUAUUGUCACAGCUGCUGGUAAGUCAACUAUUACCAGUCAUUAGUGUUCAGAUCCUGCUGGUGGAUGUCAGAAUCCCUGCCUGUAAACACAUUCAGUGUCUGUGAGUGUUCUGAUUCGAGAUAUUGACCUCAUGCAUCCACCUGUCGAUAUUCAAGUAAACAGUAGUCCAGCUUGUUAUCACUACUUCCUUAAUAUGAUACAUGAUUUGUUCUUAAAACAGUCAGAGUAGGACACAGUGAUGAAUGUGUGGGAUAUUUUUGACAUAUAUUUGUGUGUGUGACUUCAUUGGUUGAACUCGGUACACCCGUUAGUGCAGCACCGCUGAAGAAACACAGUUCAAGGGCUCAUUUCAUGACUCCUGUCAGCAUACAGUUCACUUGCUGAGAUUUGAGCUCGACUUCAGCACACUCAAACAGUUGAGUCCAUUAUGCAGUUUUUCACCUGAUUGCAUCUGAAAUAUCUAUUACACACGUGUAAAUUCAUUGUGUAUCAACCUUAAAGUCAGCCAUGUCUGCGUGGAGAAUGUUCAUGCUCCUUUCAAAGGUACAAAAAUAAACCUAUUUGCACUGCGCAUGGAAAACUACUGGAAUUACAUAGUAUUAAAGGACAUUUUGCUUUGUCCAGUAUUGUUUUUUUCUUGCCAUGUUUUAUUUUUAGAAUCUAUGCUCCUACAAGGUUUUUCUGUAUUUUGCAUAACUCUGUGAAUAAAUGGGCUAUCUAAAACCUGGAAGAUGCAUGGGCUCCUUAUGGAGGCUCGGAGUGGAAGAGCGGACACACUGAGCUUGGAGGAGGCCAGUUCCAACAUAAAGCAUAUUGUCUCGCUCCACUCUGUGUCUCAUGCAGGACAUGCAGAUUUGACUGCUUCAAGCGGAAUCCAUCGCUCUUGUGAUUAAGGCAUGCUUUUUGUAUAUAAUGUGUAAAUAAGGAAAAGGUGUGCAGCACAGAUGAAUCCCACUCUGUCUGCAGUUCAAUUAUAGAUCAUCUGGAUGUUUGUAUGUCUCUUACAUGACUUGAAUCUUGCUGUAUUUCUAACGGAGGUUUUAUUUAUUCUUUUUUGUUUGUUUGUUUUUUAAGCCUUGGAGGGGGUUUGAUAAAUGAGGGCUGUUGUUAUUCUGAAGCUGAUGUAUGUUUUUAAUCACAGGACUGACUCCGAGACAGAUCACAGAUAUCGCUGUAAAGGUUUAAUGUUGUUAAUAGUCAGUAAUCACUAAGAAAAUACUUAGAAAAAUACAAAACUAUAUUGUUCCAUUCAUUUUAGAAUCUCUGUGGGUGUAACCUAUACUGUAUGUACAUGUUCAACUUGAAUAAAUUCAGGUUUGGAGCUGUAGGUCAGCUCCACACAGCUCAA
Messenger RNA from Larimichthys crocea (large yellow croaker), 4307 nucleotides. RefSeq names its product heterogeneous nuclear ribonucleoprotein L-like. Gene Ontology annotation, biological process: mRNA processing. The transcript is spliced from 14 exons. The coding region runs from base 1 to 1674 and encodes 557 amino acids. NCBI's taxonomy places the organism in Eukaryota, Metazoa, Chordata, Actinopteri, Sciaenidae. Gene Ontology annotation, cellular component: nucleus. The record is from RefSeq and is a predicted model, not a curated record. Gene Ontology annotation, molecular function: RNA binding.